AUGAAGGACAAGUCGAAUGACUACGAGCUGGAACCAACAGACGAGUUAUUGGCAGCCCAAGGAUUUUUCUUCUUUUUAGCUGGCACGGAUACUGGAGCCAACACAAUGCAUUUUACUCUUCUUGAACUGGCUAGUAAUCCAGAUGUUUUGCAAAGAUUGCACAAAGAAAUAGACCAAGUGUUUGAAGAAACAAACGGGGAAGUCACUUACGAUGUGAUUGAUAAAUUAGUUUAUUUAGAUAUGGUGGUUAACGAAACUCUGAGGAAGUUUCCACCCUUAGGUGCUUUGCAAAGGGAAUGUGUAAGAAAUACGGUAUUACCUGUUGGUAACUUGAAAGUUGAAAGGGGGGUUACAGUAGUUAUACCAACUUAUGCCAUACACACGGAUGAGAAUUUCUUCCCGAAUCCCGAAAAAUUUGACCCAGAAAGAUUUGCUCCGGAAAAUGCUGCUUACUUCCCGAAAUAUGGUUAUAUGCCAUUUGGAGAGGGGAGAAGAAUCUGCUUAGGUUCCAGAUAUGGACGUAUUCAAGUUUUAUCUGGCCUAGCGUGUUUACUGCGUUCGUUUACUCUGAAACCUCAAAACUAUACGCCUCGGUUCCAGAAGAGCAGCUUCAGCUUACGAGACACUAACUCAAAGUACGACUUGAUUCUGAGAGAAAACAUGUGAAGAAA
Ostrinia furnacalis (Asian corn borer) is the source of this 671-nucleotide messenger RNA. RefSeq names its product cytochrome P450 6B5-like. Gene Ontology annotation, molecular function: iron ion binding; monooxygenase activity; heme binding. The record is from RefSeq and is a predicted model, not a curated record. The coding region runs from base 1 to 666 and encodes 221 amino acids. The transcript is spliced from 2 exons. NCBI's taxonomy places the organism in Eukaryota, Metazoa, Arthropoda, Insecta, Lepidoptera, Crambidae.